UACGCGGAAGCGGCGGUGUUUUGUGUACAGUGUGGUUGUCGCCUCGUGACAAUCGGAUUUUUCUAUUGUUUAUUGACCCUGAAGUCGGACGCUGUCGAUACGUAUGCAGUCCGGUGUGCCAUGAUUCCCAUAGGGGUUGUGGUGUGUGUGAUGGGCGGCUGGUGUACCGUUUAUCUGACGGACACGUUAUUGCGGUCGUCCAGUUCGUUGAAGAACCGUUAUGAAUCGUGGUUGUCCUCCAAUGGAUUCACUCUCUCCCCCUUCCACAUCAAAUGGCACACGAGCAUCUUCAACCGCCUGUUUGCCAGAUGUGCUCAUCUUAACCCGCACUUUCUCUACAUCUGGUUCAAUGCUGGUAUGGUGUUUGGGAUUCUGGCGAUGUUUGGGUCUGUGUUCUUGCUGAGCAAAACUCUGCUGCAGACUCUGAGUCAAAUGAUGGCAGAUACCCCAGUGGGGUCCCAUGAGCAGGUCUUGCAAGUAGUGGUGCCUGGUGUGAACCUGCCAGUCAGUCAGCUGGCGUAUUUCUUCAUCGCUAUUUUGAUCAGUGGCGUCAUACACGAGUUUGGGCAUGGGGUGGCAGCGCUGAGGGAACAAGUGAGGUUGAACGGGUUCGGCAUGUUUAUGUUUGUGGUUUACCCGGGUGCAUUUGUGGAUCUCUUUACCACCCACCUGAACCUCAUCUCUCCAGUCCAGCAGCUGAGAAUAUUCUGUGCAGGUGUGUGGCACAACUUCAUGCUAUGUGUUGCGGCCCUCAGCUUCCUGUUCCUGUUACCUGUCUUCAUGUUCCCCUUUUACUACACGGGUGCCGGAGCACUGGUCACUGAGGUGAUGGAGGGAUCUCCCUCGAGUGGACCUCGUGGGCUGUUUUUAGGAGAUCUGGUUACUCACUUGGAGGACUGUCCCGUGAGAGGAGUACAGGACUGGCACAACUGUAUUCAACAUCUCUCCCAUAAUCCUCAGGCGGGCUACUGUGUCCACACUGCCAAGCUUCAGCUGAGCUGGAUGGCAGGGAGAGCCUACAAGAGACUUGAUGGCACUAUGGAGUGCUGUGGCAAUAACAGCAUGUCGGACCUCUGCUUCUCUUACAGUAAUAAUGUGGAAAGCAAGCUCUUCGCCUGCCUGUCGGUCAGAAAAACCAUCGAAGCGAGUCGCACAUGUCGUACCAACACAGACUGUCAGACAGACUUCAUCCCCGGCUUGUGUUUAAUCCCGUCUCUGGAGAACCAAACCAGACUGAUCCGGGUGAAACAUCCGCCCCAGACUGACAUGCUUUUCGUCGGCUACCCAUCGCACCUACAGUACUCAGGUCUGACAGAUGGGUAUUUGUUUAAAGGUUAUCAUUUGACUGAUAUACGUCGGUCCAGGAAAUUUUGGUGCGCAAAAUCUUUCAGCAUGUCGCCUGCAUAUUACAGAAAUACUUUCUUUGUGCUUUUAGUCAGUCUCACCAACUUUGUUCCUCGUUUGGGUUUUCUCCAUCCGGACCUGCCGGUCAUGCUGGAGACUUUCUGCAAAUAUCUGGUAUCACUAUCUGGGGCUCUGGCAGUAGUAAACGCUGUUCCUUGCUUUGCGCUGGACGGCCAGUGGAUACUCACAGCUUUUCUAGAUGCCACACUGAGCUCUGUGAUCCAAGAAAGGAACAACCGAGAGCUGAUCGGUUUCUUUUUUAUGUUGGGCGGCAGUGCCCUUCUAGCAGCCAACGUGGCUUUGGGCCUGUGGAUGGUCACCGCACGGUAGCAGACAGCUAACUCCUCCAAUCAGACUGCUUGGAGGAAAUGUUACUAUUGAACUUGAACUGAUGGAGCAGAGGACUGGUUGUGAACUUCAACUGGUGAAAAUAGCACUUGCCAGCCAAGAGAGGGCGCCAGAGAGUGCUGCUGUCAAUGUGUUUAAGGUCUGAAGUGCUCAGCUAGAAACAAAGAGUAGGUUUUGAAGCUGCAUGUGUACACCGUGACCUCAGGACAGCACCAGUAGUGGCCUCAUAAAUACACACACAUUGAGCAUGUUGUGUUAAAAGUGUCUAGUUUAACCUGUAAAAUGACAAAUGACGUGUGUCAUCAUCCAUCGAAACAUACAGUAGAGGCAUUUCUGUAUGAAGACACGUAUUAUGACUUUAAACUUCAGUUUUUCCACAGCUUAGUUGUUUCUGUAUACUUCGUUUGGAUAUACAAAAUAAAAGCCAUAUACAAUA
Triplophysa dalaica is the source of this 2188-nucleotide messenger RNA. RefSeq names its product membrane-bound transcription factor peptidase, site 2 (gene mbtps2). Bases 121 to 1734 code for a protein of 537 amino acids. The record is from RefSeq and is a predicted model, not a curated record. Gene Ontology annotation, cellular component: cytoplasm; membrane. Gene Ontology annotation, biological process: regulation of response to endoplasmic reticulum stress; membrane protein intracellular domain proteolysis. Lineage: Eukaryota; Metazoa; Chordata; Actinopteri; Cypriniformes; Nemacheilidae. The transcript is spliced from 10 exons. Gene Ontology annotation, molecular function: metalloendopeptidase activity; protein binding.